Molecule: messenger RNA, 875 nt
Organism: Gossypium arboreum
Lineage: Eukaryota; Viridiplantae; Streptophyta; Magnoliopsida; Malvales; Malvaceae
Product: TIP41-like protein
Exons: 7
Biological process (GO): TOR signaling
Cellular component (GO): cytosol
Source: RefSeq, a predicted model, not a curated record
CUCUGCUACGUCGCCGUCGCCGUCACUGUCGGUCUCUACUGCCACAACUGUCGUAAUGCAUUAGAUGCUUUUUACGGUUGGAAACAUGAAGGUUUGCCUCCUGUUAAAGUUCCUUCUGCUGCUCAAUGGAAAUUCAGAAGAACCCAAGGGAAGAAAUUUCAGAGGGGAGCUCAGGCCUCCAUUAGGAGGAUUGCACACUGCAGCUUGAUGUCGCUGCGCUCACAUGAAAAGAACCAAUUCUUUUCUGUGAUGAGAUUACUUUUGGUUGAUAAAGUGCUACUUAGAUUGUGGGACACCCGCAUCUAUUGUGUUUUUGAUGGGAGUGCACAUCCUGCCAUUCUUCGAGAUAGAUGUUGGAAGGAAAGCACAUAUCAAUCUUUAUCUACUGUGAAAGAAUACAAGGGAUUUUCAAAAUUUGGUAUGGUUUGAAGAGUUGGAUUAAACUGGGAGAAGUGGAAUAAAUGGAAAUUGGAAAGUAUGAGAUAGAUUCCUAACUGCUGGGAAACCAGACUACAAUCACUUACAGCUAUUGGUUUCAAUUAGAUGAGGCUAACAUCUCCAUCACCGGUGUAUAGUGGUAUCUUCGCCACGGUUCCGCAGGUUCAAGACAGGUUUCAGGGAAGGUAUUGAAGCAGCACCAAGAAAGAAGGUUGCAGCAGCUUCUGCUAAAAAGGCAAAUUGUAAUGGUAUGAGGUUUUGUUUUGGAUGAAGCCAUGUUUAUGAGGAAACAUUUAGUGAUAAAGAGUGAAAUUAUGUUCCAUUGGAUGCUUUAGUUGUUAUUUAGUUUCUAUUUGAAUGUAGUUGUCUUAAAUUUUGAACAAUUAUUGGAGCUAAUGUUUGACCUUUAAUUUCUUCAUUGUCUUUUUUUUUUUUAA